Messenger RNA from Hyposmocoma kahamanoa, 554 nucleotides. RefSeq lists its product as uncharacterized. Lineage: Eukaryota; Metazoa; Arthropoda; Insecta; Lepidoptera; Cosmopterigidae. The coding region runs from base 92 to 415 and encodes 107 amino acids. The transcript is spliced from 2 exons. The record is from RefSeq and is a predicted model, not a curated record.
AGUGCAUUCAGGAAAACCCUUCGUUGCGCCACCGGCAGGCAGGUCUAUUGUGUGACCAGCUCUGUGGCGCAAAAAGGCGGCUAUAAAUGAAAUGUUGAAGGCGGUUCCAAUACCACAUGGUCGCAGUGGCGAGAUGAAGCGACUCGUUUUGUUGAUAUUAGCUCUCGUCGUGGUGCUAGCCUCAGCGCGGCCGGGCAUCCACAUCCACACAUCACCAUUGGUCCACGAGUACCACGCCGUACAUUCCCCGUACGUGUACCAUGAACCAAUAGCGCAUCAUGCCCCAAUAGUGCAACAUGCGCCAGUAGUGUAUCAUGCCCCAAUAGUACAUAGCUCCGCAAUUCAUACCGUGCCAGUUCAUCCGCCUGUGGUGAAAUAUAAAGUUAAGACUCACUACCAUGUCUAUGGAAAAUAAAUCUGAAUAGUAUUUUUGAUGGAUUUUUAUUUACUUACCUGCCACUGGAUUGAUUUUUAUUUUGUAUAAUUGUAAGCGACGGCACGAACAAGUCGUGCACCUGGUGGUAAGUGACACGUCUAUAUAUAACAGUUGCAGU